This is a messenger RNA of Arabidopsis lyrata subsp. lyrata, 1833 nucleotides long. Its product is annotated as F-box protein SKIP3. The record is from RefSeq and is a predicted model, not a curated record. The transcript is spliced from 3 exons. The coding region runs from base 75 to 1001 and encodes 308 amino acids. Gene Ontology annotation, molecular function: protein binding. Lineage: Eukaryota; Viridiplantae; Streptophyta; Magnoliopsida; Brassicales; Brassicaceae.
UCGUAAUUUUGUUCAAGGAUUUAAGAAGAGAAGAGUCUCAGAAGUCAGAAUUCGCAUCAGAAUCGACGGAGACGAUGAUACGGCUACGUACACAGAUUGAGAAAAAUCGAAGCGAAAGCAGAAGAAAGAUCGAUUCUUCUUCUUUCGAUUCGUUGCCCGAGGGAUGCAUUUCAAACAUAAUCUCUUUCACAAGUCCUGAAGACGCUUGCGUCGCUGCUACGGUUUCGAAGAUCUUUGAAUCGGCGAUGAAAUCAGAUAUCGUAUGGGAGAAGUUUCUUCCGGCAGAUUAUGAAUCUCUGAUUCCUCCGUCGCGAGUUUUCUCAUCGAAGAAGGAACUCUAUUUCUCUCUCUGCGACGAUCCUCUCCUAAUCCACGAUGGCAAAUUGAGCGUUUGGUUGGAGAAAGCGAGUGGGAAGAGGUGUGUAAUGUAUUCUGCGACUGCGAUGAUGAAUUUCUCAAGCAUGGGAGAUAUUUUUCAACGUUUCGAGUGGAUUCCAAUUCCUGAAGCUAGGUUUGAAACAGUAGCGCAGCUUCGCGAAGCUUGUAAGUUUAAGUUCAAUUGCAGAAUGAAUACUCGUGUCCUUUCUCCAAGAACUCGUUACUCGGUCUACAUUGUGUUCAAGAAAGCGGAUACUUGUUGUGGCUUUAAGGCUGUGUCUUUAGAGGCUGUAGUUGGGGUGGUGGGACAGGAUUCUUUUAGAAGAUUCAUAUGCUUUGAUACGCAUGCGAAGGGGAAGUUUCGAAAGGGGAAAGUGGUUGUGAAACCAGAGUUGAGAGAAGAUGGGUGGAUGGAGAUAGAGCUUGGGGAAUUCUUCAAUGAAGGAGGAUUGGAUAGUGAUGAAAUUGAGAUGACUACUUUAGAGCGUAAAUGCCCCCAGCAGAAGCGUGGUUUGGUCAUUCUAGGAAUUGAAAUCCGUCCUACGAAAAUCCUCGAGGAGUUUUCGGGUCGUCGCUUGUUAGGCCAAAAGAAAGCUUUAGUUCUAGAGAUUGAAAAUUUAUGAUAAUUUUUUGGGAACUUUACUCAGAUGUAUGACAUUUUAUAUGAAAUUACCAGAUACAUACAGAUCUUUUUUUUAUUACUAUCAUAUUUCGGGUAUAUUUUUUAUACUCAGCGUGCCCCUGUUAAACGUUACAAGAAAAAACGUAAUUACAAAGAAUGCCACUGCCACGUCAGCAAAGCCGCGUCGCCACGUCGCCACGUCAGAAAUCGCUGACGUGUAUUAAUGAACUCAGCCGUCGAGCGAUAUAGCGGCAGUGACGGCUGAGUUACGGUAUGUUGCGGCUGAUUUAAGAAAAAUGGCUGAGUUAUGAGCAAACGGCUGACUUACGAGUAUAACCCAGCCUGGAGUUACGGCUGACUUACUGAAAUCUUUCUGAGUUAUGAUAAAAUGGCUGACUUUCGAGCAUAACCCAGCCUAAGUUACGGCUGAGUUUUCACCCGAUGGUUGAUUUGUCAAAUUUUUGGCUGAGUUAUUGCUUCGACACGGCUGACUUAACUUUCUCCGGCUGGCUGAGUUAUCAAAGACGGCUUAGUUAUGGGAUGACGUUACGGCUGAUUUAUGUUCGAGUAUCAUAAAUCAGCCGUAAUGAGCUGGAUUAACGGAAAACUCGGCCUUAUUAUGGCUGACUUAGUAGCGAAAGAUUAAUUACUAGAAUAGCAUGCAAUGACGGCCGACUUAUUAAACGACACGACUGAGUUAAAUAUUUUUGGUUGAGUUACGACAGUAAACGGCUGAAUUUGGCUGCCGUUUUUUUUGUUUUUUAAUUACUGUAAUAGUAUUCAUGUUGCGGCUGAGUUAAAGUUUUGUUUGAUGGCUGGUUUAAUUAAGCUGA